CUCGUGUAUUUGGGUUAUUCACGCAUGCAUGAAUGAAAAAGUAAUUUAGUUAGUAAAUUUUAGUCUUCCAAAACCCUAGCUGCCUGGUGUCUCUUUCUCUUCGGCGUCAACCGUCUUCACUGCCAGCGAAGGGAGAUAACUCUCUGGGUGCUCUUAACAAUUGGUGCUCUCGUUCUUCCGAACUCCGAGGAUGUCUGGCGACGAAUCCCCUUCCUCUCCGUCGCAUGUCAAUCAAGCUCUGGACGACAUGCGGCUCGCGAUUCAAAACCUAGCUUUGGAAAUUCGUACCUCUCGGCAGGAUCAUCAGGCGCUUGCACAAUGCGUCGAUGCUCUCUUUGAACCACGCGGGUUUAACCCUCCUACGCCUCGGGGUGGGUUUCACAUCCCUCCAACAGGUCCUCGGCGGCCUCCUCCAGGAUUUCCGCCAGAGGGUGCACACGAUGCCCUAACACCGAAAGUCCGUUUUGAUGCUCCGAAGUUUAACGGCUCUGAUCCCGCAGGGUGGGUGUUCAAGGUACAAUCCUAUUUUGAUUAUUUUCGGACCCCGGAAGAUGUGCGUCUUCGGCUGGUGGGUCUUCUCUUUGAAAGCCCGGCGUCCGACUGGUUUCUCUAUCAAUAUAACAACAAUUGCAUUACGACGUGGCCGGCUUUCCUGGAGGCUGUGAAACAACGGUUUGAUCCUUCCCACUACGAGGAUUAUAUGGGGCUUUUGUGUAAGUUACAGCAGCGCACGUCCGUGAUUGACUAUCAAGCUGAGUUCGAACGUCUAUUAAAUAAAAUUACUGGAGUCCCGGAGGCCACGUUGGUCUCCAUCUAUGUGGCGGGUUUCCGGCGAUUCGUGAUUGUUUUCUUCGACGACAUUCUCAUUUAUAGCCCUUCGGUCGAGUUACACGGGUCACAUCUCCGGGUCACCUUGGACAUUCUGGCCACCCACCACUUCUUUGUCAAAUUGGAGAAGUGCACGUUUUGCCGCGACACGGUCCCAUAUUUGGGGCAUAUGGUCGCUAAUGGUGAGUUACGGGCUGAUCCAUCCAAGCUGGAAGCUAUGGCGCAGUGGCCAGUUCCUAGGACCGUCAAGAGCUUACGCGGGUUUUUGGGGUUAACGGGGUACUACAGGCGAUUCAUCCGUUCAUAUGCUAUGAUCACAGCCCCAUUAACCUCUUUGUUACAGAAAAACAGCUUUGUGUGGACGCCCGACGCAGAUAAGGCAUUCCAAAAUCUUAAGGCCGUCAUGAUUUCUCCUCCCGUAUUGCGCUUGCCCGAUUUUCACGAGGUUUUUGUCCUCGAAACAGAUGCAUCCAGUGAGGGGGUAGGUGCGGUCCUCAGGCAACAGGGCCAUCCAAUUACCUUUUAUAGCAAGAAGUUGGGUCCUCGUCGACGUUUAACAUCGACAUACCAUAAAGAAUUAUAUGCUAUCGUGGAGGCGGUGCAUAAAUGGCGCCAAUAUUUGCUUGGCCGGGAGUUCGUCAUUCGCACCGAUCAGAAGAGUCUUAAAGAGUUAUUAUUUCAGAUAGUUCAAACACCGGAGCAACAAUUUUAUAUUCGCAAGCUUAUGGGUUUCAAAUUCCGCAUUGAAUACAAACGAGGUGCCACGAACCGAGCCGCGGACGCAUUGUCACGUAGGGACAACGAUGAGGAUCCUGCUGUCUUAUUCCAGCACUAUGCUCAGCCGCUGCCCACUAUUCUCCACCAGAUUCGCGCAGAGAAUGCCACAGACCCUGACCUCGUUGAAUUACAUGCGGCUGCAUCCACGGGAACUCUGCCGGCGCCUUAUAUUAUUCAUGAUGGGGUCCUUUACUACCACCAUCGCAUCUGCCUUAGGAAGAAUUCAGCUCUUAAAUCCCCUAUCUUGACGGAGUUUCAUGCCUCACCGAGCGCGGGACACCCGGGGGUUGAGCGCACGUUUCGUAGGGUGGCGGGGGUUUUCUUCUGGCCGCAUAUGCGCAGGGAUGUUCGGGCAUUUGUGGAGGCCUGCUCAACGUGUCAAGCCACCAAAUACCUCACACAACGGCCCGCGGGCAUCAAGAUGACGGCUUUCCGGGCACUUUAUGGUCAUGAACCCCCGAGUUUAGUGCCGUACACGGUGGGAACGAGCAAAGUGCAGGCGGUGGACUCUUAUUUGCAAGAAAGGGGGGAGAUCCUACGCCACCUCAAGCACAAUUUGAGAAGCAUGCAGCAACAGAUGGCUGCCAGCGCUAAUCGACAUCGCCGUCAUGUGGAAUUUCAAGUCGGUGAUCUGGUGCUUCUCCGGUUACAACCGCACCGGCAGUUUUCGGUGGCCAAACAUCGGUCGGCCAAGUUGGCCAGGCUAUAUUAUGGGCCAUUCCCCGUGGUCGAGCGAGUCGGGCAGGUGGCGUACAAAUUACAGCUUCCGGACGGUUCAAAAAUCCACAACGUCUUCCAUGUCUCUCUAUUACGGCCAUACAUCUCGGACAGCUCCACCCCACCGAUCUCUACGCUGCCAUCCGAGUUUCACGAAGGGGCGCCUCUGUCAGUCCCUCAACGAGCAGUAGAUACACGCAAGGUCUUGGUCCAGGGUGCCUUACAGGAGCAAUGGCUCGUCGUCUGGUCCGAUGGUAGUCUCGUCGACGCCACGUGGGAACCCGUUGACUAUUUGAAAACCAAGUAUCCGGAUUUGGUCCUUGAGGACAAGGACGCUUUGGUCGGCGAGGCAGAUGAUACGCCCCAACAGGGGGCGAGUUAGUGGAACGUACGGGGAGCCCAACAACACGACAGGAACUACGGCGUUCGGGCCGCGUGCCUAGACCACCGGCCCGACUUCGGGAUUAUGUUUGAUUUUUUAAUAUACUUCUUUAUUAUUGUAUUUUAGAUUUUCUUUAGGUGAGCGAAUUAUAAGCUCCUUCGAGAGUUUCUUUUCGGUUCUUUACCUCGAUACUUUUCUUGAACCGACAGGAUUAGGGUUACUUUUCAUUCGCUAUUUAUACUCGUGUAUUUGGGUUAUUCACGCAUGCAUGAAUGAAAAAGUAAUUUAGUUAGUAAAUUUUAGUCUUCCAA
Molecule: messenger RNA, 3015 nt
Organism: Cuscuta campestris
Lineage: Eukaryota; Viridiplantae; Streptophyta; Magnoliopsida; Solanales; Convolvulaceae
Source: the annotation of a GenBank genome assembly